ACUGAUGGCUAGGACUUCCUCCAGUGGGCAUGGAAAGCUGAUAUUAAAAAACGUUAACGGAAUAGCUCGACCAGGCGAAUUACUGGCAAUAAUGGGCUCCAGCGGUGCCGGAAAGACCACCCUGUUGAAUGUCCUCACUGGGCGGUCCUCUCCUCGCUUGGUGGUAUCUGGAAUGCAAUGUGCCAACGGCGUACGCAUCACUUCAAACGUGCUUACGAGCAUGCUAGCCUACGUUCAACAAGAAGAUCUGUUCAUCGGUACGCUAACGGUGAAAGAGCAUUUAAUCUUCCAAGCUCUAGUUCGUAUGGACAAACACAUCCCGUACAAGCGGCGAAUGGAGAGGGUGCAAGAGGUUAUAGUCGCAUUGGGCCUCGCCAAGUGCGAAAACACCACGAUCGGCAUUAAGGGCAGGCGUAAGGGUAUUUCAGGUGGCGAAAUGAAGAGACUGUCCUUCGCCGCGGAGAUCCUCACAAAUCCAUCGCUGAUGUUUUGCGAUGAACCCACGUCGGGCUUGGACUCUUUCAUGGCCAUGAACGUGGUGCAAGUACUGAAGGAACUCGCUCAGUUGGGCAAGACGGUAGUUUGCACAAUUCACCAGCCAUCGUCGGAAUUGUACGAGAUGUUCGACAAGAUUUUGUUAAUGGCAGAAGGUCGGGUGGCCUUUCUCGGCACGCCGCGAGAAGCCGAAAACUUCUGCGCCGCACUGGGCGCGCCCUGUCCGAAAAAUUAUAAUCCCGCCGAUUACUUCAUGCAGCUUUUGGCGAUCGUACCGAAUCAAGAGGAAGACUGCAAGCAGGUGGUGAAUAUGAUGUGUGAUGCAUUCGCUGGAUCUGGUUACGGUAUGAAACUUGCUGCUGAGGCAGGCGCAGUCGUGAGUAAGCAACUAUGGGAAAAAGAAGUGUACAAACCCGGCGAUUCUUUUAAUGGAAAACGUAGAACUCCUUACAAAGCGUCGUGGUGUGCCCAAUUUUCCGCGGUUCUGUGGAGAUCUUGGUUGGCCGUUGUAAAAGAACCUUUGCUAAUGAAAAUGAGAGUGAUACACACGCUUGUACUGGCCAUUGUUGUAGCAAUUGUUUAUUUUGGUCAGAGUCUGACCGAGGAGGGUGUGAUGAACAUCAACGGUGCGAUCUACCUACUUAUCCUUAAUAUGAGCUUUCAAAAUGUGAUACCUGUGAUUAAUGUAUUUUGCCAAGAGCUGCCUGUGUUUUUGCGCGAGCAUAAAAACGGAAUGUACAGGACCGAUGUCUAUUUCUUAUGUAAAACACUGGCAGAGUUGCCUUUGUUUGUUGCACUUCCACUACUUACAGUCGCCAUUUGCUAUUACACUAUUGGUCUGAACCCUUACGUGAGCCGAUUUCUGAUCGCUGCUGGAAUUCUAGUUUUAAUAGCAAAUACGGCAGUUAGCUUUGGUUACUUGGUGUCUUGUUUAAGCAGUUCAAUAGCAAUGGCCCUGUCAUUAGCAGGUCCACUGAUGAUCCCAAUAAUGCUCUUCGGUGGAUUCUUUAUGAAUCUUGACUCAAUUCCGAAGUACUUUAGAUGGAUUUCCUAUUUAUCGUGGAUACGUUAUGGAUUCGAAGGUUUAAUGGUAAAUCAAUGGGAAGGAGUUAAUCAUAUUAAUUGCACGGAGAACAUGGCUUGUCCACAAAAUGGUACUAUGGUCUUGGACACCUACAGCCUUUCAGAGAGUGAUGUGACAACAGCUUGCCUUUCCCUAUUGGGCUUGACAUGUUUAUUUAGACUCAUUGCGUAUCUAUCGUUACUACUCAAAACUUAUACUUUGGAGUAAAACAGAUAAUAUAAUAAUAAGCUUAAGCAAUUUUGUUAAUAAAUUAAUUUUUGGUCA
Photinus pyralis (common eastern firefly) is the source of this 1843-nucleotide messenger RNA. RefSeq names its product protein white-like. Gene Ontology annotation, cellular component: plasma membrane. The coding region runs from base 5 to 1786 and encodes 593 amino acids. The record is from RefSeq and is a predicted model, not a curated record. The transcript has 10 exons. Gene Ontology annotation, molecular function: ATP binding; ATP hydrolysis activity; ABC-type transporter activity. NCBI's taxonomy places the organism in Eukaryota, Metazoa, Arthropoda, Insecta, Coleoptera, Lampyridae. Gene Ontology annotation, biological process: transmembrane transport.